This is a messenger RNA of Botrytis fragariae, 2139 nucleotides long. RefSeq lists its product as uncharacterized. The record is from RefSeq and is a predicted model, not a curated record. The transcript is spliced from 2 exons. The coding region runs from base 1 to 2139 and encodes 712 amino acids. Lineage: Eukaryota; Fungi; Ascomycota; Leotiomycetes; Helotiales; Sclerotiniaceae.
AUGUCAUACACAAAUCAAAAAGUCUCAAGCCCUGUCCUUGGCCAGAGAAACUUCGCGUAUGCGAGAAACUACUUUCCCGCCAGAAGCCCAAUCCUUGGUGGCAGAGACAGCUCUGAAGAUGGAUUAGACGAUGUCUCUGGAACUGAUUCUACUACUCAACAUCACGGAAUGUCUCGCGGAAACGCAACAGGUCGCUCUUGGCCAUGGCAACCACCUCAUACCUCAAGAAAGCCACUUACAGCUAUGGCAAGACCAGCACCCGAGCGCCAGUUAAGCUCAUCUCCUGAAUUUACUCCCGCAAGCCCAGCCUUCGCUACUGCAGGCCUUACCAACCAACACUCUCCUGAAUUUGCCCCCAGAAGCCCAAGCUUUAACCCAAGCUCUUCCGGUCCCUCGAAUGCUCUUUAUGCUCAUUAUCAACCCCAGCCCCAAAGCCCAGCACCGGGCCCUUCUUUUCUCCCCGAUUAUCAAUCUCCGGGAAUGAAUUAUCGAGAACACUUUACUUCGUAUAGGGCCAGACCACAAAAUUCCUUUGCAACGCAACCACAACCUAUGUUGCCAAGCGUUGCAGAUGGGUUACUCCGACAUAUGGGAAACAUGAAUAACUCGAAGUUUUCAUGGACACACUCAAAGGGUUCUAGCAGAAAGCGACCAUUGGAAGAAGAUGACGAUUUCUUUGCACCACCUUCUAAGCGACGUGAGUAUAGUGCAACACAAAUGUUUGGACUUCACCAUGAGACCACUCCUAGGGCAGCAGGCCAGACACUUAACAAUGCUCGUAACAGAGUCUACGCCAGUAGAAACCACAGUAUCACUCCUGUCGAAGAAGAUGUCGAGAUGAACAAUUGUAGACCUCCCGCAAGCUCAAAUCCCUUUGCUGGAAUGGUUUAUGAAGCAGCACCUUCAACACCGAGAGGACUUGCUGCCAAUGAAUACAACAGACCUCGAGCAUCAUUCCCAUGUGGGAUUCAAUACGUUACUACUGAGACGGCGUUUGGAUCCAAUUAUUCAGGCGAACCUGGGUUGGUAAUUCAACAGAAGCCAAUUGUUGCUCCUGCUCGUGGCGCCAGUUCACUCAAUACCGCUGUUGCUACCGAACAAGCACAUCGCAAUGGAAUUUCGGUUGUUUCCUCACCCUCACAGACCUCACCGCAACUUCCGAGCUUUGGUUCUCUUUUCACUCGCCCAAGCCAUGAUCAAUAUCCACAGGUCUCGUCAGAUACUUCGAACAAUGACUAUCCCAUGGAGCCCCAAAACAACGUUAAUAACUAUACUAAUCUUUUCAGUCCAUCACCACAACGUUCCAUUCGUGCUGAAGUCUUCCACUCCCUCGAAGCCCACCAUGGCUCCGUCGAUACAAAUACUGUUGAUCAUUUGAUCCUUCAUUCGUAUGCUCCUUCUCCUGCUUUAUCAGAGGGCUCUACUCAUGAUACAGAGAACCAAAGCUCAAAUGAAAAUCCUCGCGUCGCAUCCCCCCAAGAGAAAAACCCAAUCAACAGACAUGAAACAGAUUCCGUCACUCUUGCUGAAGACACUCCUCGACUCUCUAUCGAGGCCACUGAUAAUUUCGACAAUGAAUCAGUUGUCUCUCACCAUUCCAACAACAACAUUGACGAUGACAAUAACAACCAAUUCUCAAUUCUCCAAGACCAGGUGAGCGAUCUCGGAGUAGAAUUGGACGAAGUUUAUGAAGAAGUACAACAGCACCGCAUCGAUUUCGAUGAUUUGAAGACCCAAAACAUUCAACGCGAUACAAAACUCUCAACCCUAUCUACUGACGUCGAAGAACUAAAACAAGAAGUCCUAUUCCAAUCCAAUAUAACCUCACAAUUGCGCUCCGAAGUCGACACACUCAAUGCAGAAGCUUCCGAGCACAAAUCUCGAUUUGAAGAAUUGAUCAAGUUGGUGGUUGAAGUAACCGAACGAUCCAAUCUUCACGGUGAAAAAAUCAAGAAGCUCACUCAGCAAGAUGCGGGAGCAGAUGAUGAGACUGCGAAUAACAAUAAUAAUGGCAACAACGUGGAUGAAGUUGUGGCUUUGAAGGAAGAAGUUGAGAGACUCCAGAAGGAAGUCCUUACAUUGCAGAAUGAGGCAUUGAAGAAGGAGAUUGCGGAGUUGCGCGCGAGUAGAGGUAUUUAG